Messenger RNA from Neofelis nebulosa (Clouded leopard), 2720 nucleotides. It is a transcript of the gene MBOAT1, whose product is annotated as membrane bound O-acyltransferase domain containing 1. The record is from RefSeq and is a predicted model, not a curated record. Gene Ontology annotation, biological process: lipid modification. Lineage: Eukaryota; Metazoa; Chordata; Mammalia; Carnivora; Felidae. Gene Ontology annotation, molecular function: acyltransferase activity. The coding region runs from base 140 to 1660 and encodes 506 amino acids. Gene Ontology annotation, cellular component: membrane. The transcript is spliced from 14 exons.
UGGUGGCUCGGACCCCGCGGGCGAGGCGGCCGUGCGCGCGCGCGCGCCUGGGGCAGCGGCCCGCGAGCGCUCGGGCUGCGGGACGGGGAGCGGGGUGGCGCGGGCUGGGGCCGGGGCAGCCGCCUCCCGAAGAUGCAGGAUGGCAGCGGAGCCGCCGUCCAGCCUCUCGUACCGCACCACGGGCUCCACCUGCCUGCACCCGCUCAGCGAGCUCCUGGGCAUCCCGCUGGACCAGGUGCCUUUUACCAACUGGACACCCAGUGUAUGUUUGGUGAAUUUUGUAGCGUGUCAGCUCUUUGCCUUGUUCGCUGCUUUCUGGUUCCGCAUCUACUUAAGUCCUGCUAAAACCAGUCCCGAUGUCCGGCAUGCGUUUGCCACCAUUUUUGGCAUCUAUUUUGUCAUCUUUUGUUUUGGCUGGUACUCUGUGCAUCUUUUUGUGCUGGUGUUAAUGUGCUACGGGAUCAUGGUCACAGCAAGCGUAUCCAGUAUUCACAGAUACUCCUUCUUUGUAGCAAUGGGAUACCUUACAAUAUGCCACAUCAGCCGGAUAUACAUCUUCCACUAUGGAAUUCUCACUACAGAUUUUUCUGGGCCUCUGAUGAUUGUCACACAGAAGAUCACGACCUUGGCAUUCCAAGUUCAUGAUGGAUUAGGUCGAAGAGCUGAAGACCUCUCUGCUGAGCAACAUCGACUUGCUGUGAAGGUAAAGCCCUCCUUUUUGCAAUACUUAAGCUAUCUUCUCAACUUCAUGAGUGUCAUAGCUGGCCCUUGCAACAAUUUCAAGGAUUACAUAGCCUUUAUUGAGGGGAGACAUACGCACAUGAAGUUGCUGGAAGUGAACUGGAAGCAGAGAGGUUUCCAGAGCCUGCCAGAGCCUUCUCCCACUGGAGCAGUGAUCCGCAAGUUGUACAUGACCUUGGUGUCUCUCCUUCUGUUUUUGACACUCACGAAGACCUUCCCUGUCACCUGCCUGGUUGAUGACUGGUUUGUUCAUAAAGCGAACUUUCUGACUCGACUGUGCUACUUGUAUAUCGUCAUGCAAGCCUCGAAGCCCAAGUAUUACUUUGCCUGGACGUUAGCUGAUGCAGUGAAUAAUGCAGCGGGCUUUGGGUUCAGCGGACUGGAUAAGAAUGGAAAUUUCUGUUGGGAUCUGCUUUCUAACCUAAACAUCUGGAAAAUUGAGACUGCCACAAGUUUCAAAAUGUACUUAGAAAACUGGAAUAUUCAGACAGCUACUUGGCUAAAGCGAGUGUGCUAUGAGCGGGUUCCCUGGUACCCCACGGUGCUAACCUUUGUCCUGUCUGCCUUGUGGCAUGGUGUCUACCCUGGAUACUAUUUUACCUUCUUAACUGGAACCCUUGUCACAGUAGCAGCCAGAACGAUGAGGAACAACUACAGACAUUACUUCCUUUCCUCAAAAGCCCUCAAGGUUGCAUAUGAUGUGGUCACCUGGGCGGUCACUCAGCUGGCCGUGUCCUACACCGUUGCUCCCUUCGUUAUGUUAGCAGUUGAACCAACCAUCAGCUUAUACAAGUCCAUGUACUUUUAUUUACACAUCAUAAGUCUUCUGAUAAUACUAUUUCUGCCGGUCAAACCCCAUGCUCAUAUUCAGAGGCAGCCUCAGACUCUGAACUCCGUUAAUAAGAAGAAAAAAGAUUGAUACCUCCAAGAAAAAGCUGAGCGUGUAAAACUGCAAAACAUCGGAAAGUUGAGACCAAAAGGCUCAAGGGUUCUCCAGUGACUUAGAAGCAAUGUUUACAUGCAUUUUUUUUUUUAAGUGCAGGGAGAAUUUUUAUCAAGCCUUUUUAAGUCAGCCAUGUCCAGUUGACUUAAUAUUUCCUAGGACACUUGAGUGGUGUGGAGGUAUGUGCAGAAUGUGCCAGAGACCGUGCAGUCUGGGCUGCUGGGUCUUUGCUUCUCUGGCACCAUUUCCAGCCACGGGAGCCCAUACAUCUGCUCCGGAAGGCAGAAGGUGGUUGCUGACAGAGCUGAUCUUCCAGAAUAUACCCAGAUAUGGUUGUUCCUUGGGAAGCCCCAGACCCUUUGACCACAGUGACGACACUCAGAAGACCACGGAGGAGAAGGAGCCAGCACGAAAGAACCAGGAGGACUUGCCGUGAACACUUGAGUGGAUGGAAAAUCAGGCAUGCCCAAAAGUAGGCUGCAUUUUUUCCCCCAAGAGAUAGAACUCUUCCCUUUUUUCCUUCUGAACUGAGCCAAGAUUGGAAAUCAGUCUCCUGUACUCCAGGAGUCUAGGAAGGGCUACUGUUUUCCAUUUCACACACGCCAUCUCUUUGCCCAGGGAUGGCCCUGAGAAAACACCCAAAUGUUUGUCCCAUCAAAGGCAGAAUAAAUAAGCCUUCUAAAUAAGUAAUUUGUUUUAAAAAAGUAAAGUUCCAUAGAAGCUUGUUAAGAAGCAGCAUUUUUCUCUUUGCUCACCUCAUUUCGUGGAGGUGUUCAUGAUCUUGGUUAUGAUACACACACCAGCUGAUUUUCACUUUUCUGGUUUUGCAGUUGAUUAAAUUUGACUAUUUUAGUUGAAUCAUUGUAUUGGAGAGCAGAAAUGGACCGUUUUCUAUCCUUGUUAUGAAUGUGCUGUGGUUCCUUUCGGGGACUUCUAUUGGAUAAUAUUCUAUGUGGGAGAAAGAAACAUGGUAUUAAAUGUGCAAAAUGAUGAAACUGAUAAUAAUAAAUUAUAUGUUACAACAGCACACCCUAAA